GUUUCGGAAACCGGAAGAGGCGGGUUGUGUUUCUACACGAGCACAGUUGAGUGAAGCAGACAUUAAACAAAGUUUGAGCUGCUGUUGAAAUAAAUCGCCUGCUGGCUGAGCGCGGAGGGGAAAUGUCCGAACUAAGUGAUGAGGCCAGUGAGUCGGAGCAGCUGGGGGCCAGCCUCUCCCUCUGGCUGGGGGAGUCCCUGCUGCGACCCGAGGAACUGGACGUCCCUCUGGACCUCCACACAGCCUGCUCCAUCGGCCAGUAUGACGUGGUUGCAGAGAACAUUAAAAAGCGUGAGGUGGACCUGGAUGGGAAGAACAUCGGAGGAUGGACCCCGCUUAUGUAUGCCGCUUACAUUGGUCAUGACAACAUUGCAAAUCUGCUGCUGGAGGCUGGAGUGAAUGUGAAUGCAACCACACCCAAAGGUCUCACCCCGCUGAUGCUGGCAGCAAGCUGUGGAAAUGAAAGUAUAGCCUACUUCCUGCUGCAGCAAGGAGCAGAGCUGGAGCUUAGGGAUUCUAGAGGCUGGACCGCUCUGUUUCACUGCACCAGCACAGGCCAUCAACAGAUGGUUAGGUUCCUGCUUGAUAACAACGCCGAUGCUAACGUCAGGGAGCCUGGGUCCGGUUUCACUCCUCUGAUGGAGGCUGCUGCUUCUGGACAUGAAAUCAUUGUUCAGUACCUGCUUGAUCAUAAGGUAAAGGUCAGCGAGCGCGAUGCUAAAGGAGAGACGGCUCGCGCCCUCGCCAUGAUGUACGGCUACAUGAAGAUCGUCAGCCUCAUUGACGCACGUUCUCCACAAAUAAAACCAGGACACUAUGAAGACCUGAGCUCCUCGGAGGACUCGGACAGCUCGCCACCGAGGAUCCGGCCCAGUCGAAGCCGAGUUAAAGGCGUCAGCAUCCACGAUGGGCCUCAGGCCAUUGCCAAGUUCCGAGUUGGAGGCAAAAGCAAACAGUGUGAGUCUCCUGCUGUGCUGCCAGGAUACACAACGUAUCCUGAUGCUGGUGAGCAGAGUGAGAACAUCUGCUACCGGGACGUGACGUCACCAAUCAACGAGCUGGACGGUCAGAGCCACAGCAGCAGAGAUGACAGCCCGUUCUUUGAGAGCGACAUGCCCACCAUGAGGAGCAGCAGUAGCAGCAGCGAAGGCCUUCCUCAUGUGAUCGGACUCAACUGGGAAGGAUCUGUGGAGAGCAACGAGGACUCCGACCAGUGCCAGAAGAGCAGCUCUCGUCGGCUGAAUAAGGGUCAUCACUCUAAAGGCAAGACGCGGCAUGGAAACAACGAAGCAGCUCUCUCCAGCAGGAAGGGAAACUGUGGCAAACACACACACGGUGGUCCUCCACCUUCAUACACGGGUCCAAAGGAUCUGGCAGAAUUCCUGGAGCAAAUUGGUUUCUCUAAAUACCUCCCGUUACUGGAAGAACAAGACAUCGACUUGCGGAUAUUUCUCACACUGACAGAGAAUGAUCUGAAGGAAAUAGGUAUCAGCUUGUUUGGUCCCAAACGUAAGAUGACCUCAGCUAUUGCAAGAUGGCACAGCAGCGCUCUGCCACCCAGCAAUGCUCUGGAACAAGCCUACGCCGACCAGCUGGAAGCUGAGAUGCAGGAAAUGGCCAUCCAGCUCCACAAGCGCUGCGAGGAAAUAGAGAGCCUGGAGAGUCAGGUGUCUCAGGAGAAGGAGCUGAGGACGGUGAUGGAGGGAUGCCUGAUGGAGGACAAAAUGGCUUGGAAGAAGGUCCACUCUGAGCUGGUUGAGAACCACAGGCUGGCCCAGGACAUGAGCGCCACACUGACGAAGGAGAGGGGCUGUCGGGCCGAACUGUUGUCCUGCUUCAUGACAGAUGGGAAAAGCGGUUCUUACCCAGGCCUGGGAGAUAAAGAGGGGUUCAGAUGUUCCACUAUGGUGGAGCUUAUGAAGAAGCUGGAGUCCUAUCAAGAUAAAAUGGCAGAGACUCUGGAAACCCUGCUUCAGAGUCUGAGGCGGCUGAGUGCUCCUGAAAAAGUCUCAGACAGCUGGGAAAACCCCUAGCCUUUCCUUCAAUGAGGUUACUGCAAAUAUUUGACGGAGGGUGAUCCAACCACCCUGAACAAUCUCUCUGAAGCAAGAAGGCCAGAAGGAAAGGUCAGCCCUGCUGGAGGAAAGCGCCACAGCGACUUGAGCAGACUUGUUGCUCUCCUGUGAUUGGCUGAAGGACCUGAGCUCGCCAGGUGUGGGCAGGAGCAACACCGCUGCUGCAGAGAUGACGAGCAGACAUGAAGGGUUCAUGACCCUCACACAAUGUGUUGGUGUGUGUUGAACUCCUGUGGUUACGAAGAAGAAAAGGAGGAGGACGGGGGAGAGAUGAUGGGUCAAGGGCUGUAAUAUUGGGACGUAAUCCUACCGGUGUCCUCAGAUGGAAACGGAGAACGGAAAAUGCGUCCUGGAGAGCUACUCCUAAAAUGCAAUUUCAAGUGUCUUCAUAGUUUGAAUGAAUUUCCUGCUGAUGCUAAAUGAAUUUUUCAAUUAAUGUUUAUCAAAUUAACGCAAUUUGAGUUUUUUUCUUUACCUAAAACUCAAAUUUCUGAUCAGAUUCCCAGUGGCGCCCCCUUGUGGUUUGUGAAUAUUUUAAUGUGAACCGUUUCUAGGUUUUUUAAAAUGCCGCUCUGCAUGUUUAUAAUUGAAAUUAAAUCUUUUUCAGUUGAAGCUUCAA
Messenger RNA from Girardinichthys multiradiatus, 2694 nucleotides. RefSeq names its product ankyrin repeat and sterile alpha motif domain containing 3 (gene anks3). The coding region runs from base 123 to 2033 and encodes 636 amino acids. Lineage: Eukaryota; Metazoa; Chordata; Actinopteri; Cyprinodontiformes; Goodeidae. The record is from RefSeq and is a predicted model, not a curated record. Gene Ontology annotation, molecular function: protein binding. The transcript is spliced from 16 exons. Gene Ontology annotation, cellular component: cilium.